AUGGCAAGGUGGUGCAUUGUGCUGGUUCUUGCUCUAGUUGUAGCUCACACUACCUUAAAAGUGGCUUCCAAGAGGAAACCAAAUCUUUUGACAAGGUUUACUGGCAUCUUCAUAAAAGGAGUUAAUCUUCAUCAGAUUGGCUCAGACAUUGAGAAAAUUACAACCAAAAUUUCACAGUUGAGUUCGAUUUUGCCAAGUUUAAACCUACACCAAACUAGGGAGAGUGGAGGUGACACUUUUUUCCAGAGGCAACAGGAACGGAGGAUAGCUUAUCCUCAUAUUGUCGACCCUCAUGUGGUUGGGUUAGCCCGUGGAACAGAGAUAUUGGCUACGCAUUUGAUCAAAGAAAAAGGCCCCCGAGUUGUUUCUAUUUGGGGGAUGCCCGGCUUGGGUAAAACCACUUUAGCAAAACAAGUUUAUAAUCAUGGUGAAGUUAAGCGUCAUUUCAAUUCUUUUGCUUGGGUGUGUAUCUCUCAACAAUGCCAAGCACGGGAAAUUUUGGAAGAAAUUCUGACAAAACUCAUUUCUCCUACCAAUGAGCAAAGACAAGAAAUUGCAAAACUGAAGAUUGAUCAAAUAGCAGAGAGGCUUUGGAAUACACAAAGAGAAAGGAAAUGUUUGGUGGUGCUCGAUGACAUUUGGACCAGUGAUGCUUGGAGCUCUUUGCAAGCUGGAUUUCCAAUGAAUGAGGAAACUGAGAGUCGAAUUUUACUCAGUACUCGCAACACAGAAGUCGCUUUGUAUGCUGACAAAAAUGGUUUCCUCUUCGAACCACAGUCGUUGAAUGAUGAUGAAAGCUGGGAACUGUUUGAGAAGAUAGCAAUGUCUAGAACGGAAGAUACAAACCAUAAAAUUUAUGAACAUAAGAAAGAGCUAGGAACAGAGAUGCUUCAACAUUGCAAAGGUUUGCCACUAGCCAUCACGGUGCUUGCAGGACUUCUAGCUAGAAAAGACACAGUUGAUGAGUGGAAUACGGUGCAUAAGAAUGUUUAUGCAUAUAUAAGGAGAGGCACAGACCUUGGACCCGAUUACAAAGCUGUGGAGAUCAAGCAAACACCAAAUGGUAGAGUUCGAAGACUUGCCAUCUAUUUGGAUGAAAAGUCUGAGGUAUAUUGUCCGGGGAGAGAUGAAAAUUAUGGACAUGUUAGGUCUUUGUUAUAUUUUGUCUCAACAUACUUCUACCGCUACUGCUACUGGAACUCAAAGGUAUUACGAUUACUAUUAAGGGGCUUCACAUUGCUUAGAGUUUUGAAAUUUGAAGGUAUGGUUGUUGGAAAGCUACCGGGUGAAAUUGGGAAUCUAGUGCACUUAAUGUUUUUAAGUGUUAAGGAUAGUGAUAUUCUAGCGGUGCCAUCAUCUAUAACAAAUUUGGUAUGUUUGCAGACUUUGGAUUUACGUAGCAGUUAUGACUUUCUUAAAAUUCCAAAUCGAAAAGUGUUUUCCAAGAUGGAAAAAUUGAGACAUAUAUACUUACCCCCAUAUCACACUGCAAGAAAGAAACGUCUCUUAUUUGAGGCAGUGAAUUUGCACACGGUAGUCAAUAUGGGUAUUCCAGCAUCAUCAGAUCCAGAUGAUUUUGUUAAAUUAACCAACCUUAGAAAAUUGGGAGUUAUCACAUUUGACGGAGGGGAAAAAAAGGAGAAAGGGACAAACAUCAUAUUUAAGCAUCUCCACUCUCUAUCGGUGCGCUCUGCUUCCAAGGGUGUUGUACCAUGGAACAUCGUAUUAAGCUGUCCUAAGAUAUACAAGUUGCGACUACUCGGGCAUAUCACAGAGUUACGAGAAGACCUCCUGUGCCUUAGGAACCUCACAAAGCUUACACUGAGUGGAUUUGGUAAUCUCAAGGACAACCACAUAAAAGUAUUAGAGAAGCUGCCAAGCUUGAGAAUGCUUUUUGCUAAUUUCGGGAAUUUUCCGGCAUCUCUUGUUUGCUCAAAGGGAAGCUUUCCAUUUCUCAAAUUUCUUUCUCUUGAUUGGUUGAGUGAGUUCAAAGAAUGGAAGGUGGAGAAAGGAGCCAUGACUAGUCUCUGCAGAUUGCACAUUGAGUUUUGCCUACGUUUGGAGGCAGUUCCAGAUGGGCUCCAACAUAUUACUACCCUCAAGGAAUUAACCAUCAAAAGGAUGCUUCCUGAAUUCUGUAGCCGGCUUAAGGAAGGAGGAGAGGAUUUUUACAAAAUCCAACAUGUGCAGUCUGUUAGUAUAACAAGUCUGUUUCGCCAAUUAUGA
Prunus avium (sweet cherry) is the source of this 2226-nucleotide messenger RNA. NCBI's taxonomy places the organism in Eukaryota, Viridiplantae, Streptophyta, Magnoliopsida, Rosales, Rosaceae. The record is from RefSeq and is a predicted model, not a curated record.